AUCACAUUUUCUAUAUUAUUUUUCUUCUAUCUCUUUUGUGCGUCAACGUAAUCCGAUCUUCAUACAGCCAUAGAUCUUUAAGAACUCAAUUCAACUCAAAAACGGCGCACACACGCGUGUCGUUUAUACCAUCUCCGUACGUGUCGUUUCCAUCUCCAAUUCCCCUUUUCAUAACAACUAGGUUUUUAUUGUCCCAAAAAAAAUAUUGGCAGUGAUAAAAUCGGUUUUGUAUAUGACAAAUUUGACAAAUUCUGAUCCAAGAUCAAGUUUUUAGUCGAAUUCAUAUUCUGGGUCAGUGAAAUAUUAUAGAUUUAGAUUAUGGGUGCUAAUUUUUCUUCAUGUGUAUGUGAUGGUGAUUCUACUUCAAUGAGACCAAGACUUGGUGAUAUACCUGAGAGUUGUGUAGCAUUGGUUUUGAUGUAUUUGGAUCCACCAGAUAUAUGUAUGUUAGCACGAUUGAAUAGAGCAUUUCGUGAUGCUUCUUUUGCUGAUUUUGUUUGGGAAUCGAAGUUGCCUUUGAAUUAUAAGUUCAUCGUGGGUAAAGCUAUGGAGGAUGAUGAUGAUGCUUCUGUUGCUGAAUUGGGGAAGAGGGAUAUUUAUGCAAGACUUUGCAAUCAUAAUUUGUUUGAUAAUGGAACUAAGGAAAUUUGGCUAGAUAAGAGGACUGGUGGAGUUUGCUUGGCAAUUUCUUCGAAAGCGUUAAGGAUUACGGGGAUAGAUGAUCGCAGAUAUUGGAAUCACAUUUCGACCGAAGAGUCAAGGUUCCAUACAGUUGCUUAUCUUCAACAAAUAUGGUGGCUUGAAGUGGAAGGAGAUAUUGAUUUCCAAUUUCCACAAGGGACAUACAGUGUGUUCUUCAAACUUCACCUUGGCAGGUCAUCCAAAAAGCUCGGUCGUCGAGUUUGCAAGACGGAGCACAUCCAUGGCUGGGCUGCAAAACCUGUAAAGUUUCAGCUGAUGACUUCUGACGGUCAACGUGUCAUAUCCCAUGCUCAUUUGGAUAAUCCAGGACAAUGGAUCCUCUACCAUGUAGGAGACUUUGUUUCAAAUAAUUCGGACGAUUUGAUGAAGAUCAAGUUUUCAUUGACUCAAAUAGAUUGCACUCAUACAAAAGGUGGUUUGUGUGUAGACUCUGUGCUUAUAUGCAAUAGUGGUGAGGUAAGAAAAGAAAUAUAAAUUAUUUUUUGUUGGUAGAAAAAUUGAGUCAUCCAAGUCGAAUUAGCGAUUUUGGUUUCUGAGAAGCUCAUAAAAAGCUUCCCAAUGUAUAUGUUUUGUUUCUUUGAUAAGAUAAUGUUUCAAAGUGUGACUUGUGGAUUUCUAUUGUUGAUAUUGGGAAUUGAUUGUUGUGUUUUCUCAAAGAAUGGAUUGGUUCAUGUGUUUCUCCUUCAUUCUC
Cicer arietinum (chickpea) is the source of this 1393-nucleotide messenger RNA. RefSeq names its product F-box protein PP2-A13-like. Gene Ontology annotation, molecular function: protein binding. The record is from RefSeq and is a predicted model, not a curated record. NCBI's taxonomy places the organism in Eukaryota, Viridiplantae, Streptophyta, Magnoliopsida, Fabales, Fabaceae.